AUGUCAGCAUCGAGACCGAUGCGGCCGCUGGUUGUGAUUGUCGGUCCCACUGGGUCUGGCAAGUCUCAACUUGCCGUCUCGCUUGCCAGGCAUUACAACGGUGAAAUCAUCAACGGCGAUGCACUACAAAUUUACAAAGGUCUACCGAUCACGACAAAUAAGAUAUCAGAAAGUGAGCAGGAAGGCAUUCCACAUCAUCUUCUGGGAAGCAUUGGAUUAGAAGAGGAGCCGUGGACGGUAAAGCAGUUCUUGAAGAAAGCGCAGGAUGCAAUCGAAGCCAUCAGAUUGAAAGGCAAGCUCCCAAUUGUUGUUGGUGGGACGCAAUAUUACGUUCAGUCUCUUUUGGUUCCAAAUGCAGUUGUUGAAGACAGCCAGUCGCGAUUUCUCACCCCCAGGAACAGGCCGCUAGGUGGCCUAUAUUGGAGGCUCCAACGCAAAAGAUGA
Messenger RNA from Bacidia gigantensis, 444 nucleotides. RefSeq lists its product as uncharacterized. Gene Ontology annotation, molecular function: tRNA dimethylallyltransferase activity. Gene Ontology annotation, biological process: tRNA modification. The record is from RefSeq and is a predicted model, not a curated record. The coding region runs from base 1 to 444 and encodes 147 amino acids. Gene Ontology annotation, cellular component: mitochondrion. The transcript is spliced from 2 exons. Lineage: Eukaryota; Fungi; Ascomycota; Lecanoromycetes; Lecanorales; Ramalinaceae.